Molecule: messenger RNA, 6101 nt
Organism: Teleopsis dalmanni
Lineage: Eukaryota; Metazoa; Arthropoda; Insecta; Diptera; Diopsidae
Gene: gig
Product: tuberin
Exons: 18
Coding region: 197-5779 (1860 amino acids)
Biological process (GO): positive regulation of GTPase activity; negative regulation of insulin receptor signaling pathway; negative regulation of Wnt signaling pathway
Cellular component (GO): cytoplasm; nucleus; TSC1-TSC2 complex
Molecular function (GO): GTPase activator activity
Source: RefSeq, a predicted model, not a curated record
GUGCAUGUAAACGAAAAGCAAAAUACAGCUGACAUUUUUUUGACAUUUCAUAAUGCACCCACACAGCUGUUGUUUGCCUGUAUUGUUUUUUCCCGUAAAAUCUGAAAAUUGUUUUAAUCCAACAAUAUUGCAUGCAAAUAAUAUAAAAAAUUCAGAUUUCACAAGAAAUUUAAACUAAUAGUGAUAUUUAUUAAGGAUGAGUUCUAAAUCAAAAUUAAAAUCCUUUGUAAAGAUGUCAAAAAGCCCAGCAGGAAGUAACAAAGAACGGUCCCUGCCAACACGAAUCGAAGAAGACUUAAAGCCUGAAAAUCCAGCAGCGCAACGUUGUAAAACUCUAAAGGAUUUUGGUGAAUCUCAAUUAAUAAAUUUGCAUUUGGAUGAGGCUUCCAUCACGAAAUUGUGGGAUUUGACAAAAGAUUUGAUUGUACCGAACAAAUCUGCCGAGUGUCGACAGACAGUGUUAACAUUUUACAAAAAACUCAUAUUUAGCCAAUAUAAAAGCUUAACGCUUAUGAGAGAACAUUUCUUUUUAGUUAUACAAAAUCAUGAAGUUCAAGAAGAUUUAAAACAUUGCUUGGAAUUACUUGAUACAUUGACAGAAAAUGGCAAAGAUAUAACUAAUUUUGAAGAAAAAAUAGGUAAAUUUAUGUUGCACUGGAUACCGGCUAUUACAGAUGCGAAUCUUUUACGUCCAUAUCUGGAGAUGUUAGUUAAUCUAAUUAAAUUUAAUGCUGCACAUUUAGACAACGAUAUUGUUAUAGGAAUUGUACAAAAUGCUUGUCACUUAAGUUGUACUGUAGAGGGUAAUGAAAUAGGUUUACAGUGCCUAACUAUUUUGGAAUUGGUAAUGGGAUAUACAAUUUUUCCAAGUGACCCCUUGCCGUUGUGUGUAGCAACGCUUUGUCGUACUGUUAAUCAUAUUCCAUAUUGCCAAGCAUCAUGGAAGAUUAUGAAGAAUUUGCUUGGCACCCAGCUGGGUUACAACGCUAUGAAAAUGAUGUGCAACAUCCUAAAUGAUAGAAGCCUCUAUGAGGAUCAACAGCUGCUACGAGGAGCAGUUUUUCACUUGAAUAUGAAUAUAUUUGGUUCCAAUCUAAUAUUCCAAGUACCGACAAUGUUUUAUGCCACUACAGUAUUGACAAGCUUUCUGCAUGCAUUGGAAAGUCGUCAAGUUAUUGUCACUUUUGAAGUUAUACUAAGCGCACGUAAAGUAAUCAACAAAUAUAAAACGGAAUUACCAGAAAUUAUAUGGGAUCGUAUAUGUGACAUUAUGUUUGCCAUUGUGGAUAAUAUUGAAUACUACCAACAAAUCAACAUUAAUCAGGAACGUUUGCAGUACUUGCAGGCAAAUUUCCAUGAAAACAUUGAUUGUAUAGAAAAACUUUUGCAAGAAGACCGAUCGCAAAUACUUGCAAAUCUUGAUCGCAUCUAUGAUUUAAUUGAACGUGUGUCUGAUGGCCGACACGAAGCGUCAGUGUUGAGUUUAAUUGAAUAUCGUGCAUUGAAAGUAACUGCUACACGUCCACAAUGGUUGCAUGUACUGAAUGAUUUUGUAAAUCGUUUUUAUAAAAUGCCAAAUACGAACAUACGCAUUCGAACCAUACAAGCUUUGGUACGCAUUAUGGACAUGAAUCGCUUUAGCUAUGAAGAAGAAAUUUUGGAACGUGUUGUGAUACCUCAUUUCUCGCAUAUUAUGCAUGAAGCUGAUGUUCAUAUACGAGUUGCUGUAGCUAAUGCAUUGGUAAACUUCGCUAGUCACUGUGAUACAAAACGUUGUGGGGAACUUUUGGAUAUACUUGAAAAGUUAAUAAAUCGUCCAUUCGAAUUACAUUCAGGAUUGGCAGAAGGUGAUUUUUAUGUCAAGUCUGAAGCAGAUAUUUUGGAUGUGAUUGCUGCAGUUGAUGGUUUAAUCGAUGUUUUCAUUAUAAAAUUAUAUCGCUUGCCAUCUUAUCACGCUAUUAAAAUAUUUAAUAUACUUAUUGGCCAUUUAGAAUCGCAUUAUGAACGUCCAAAAAUAUUUGAGCAAACAAAUAUUGUUCGCUAUAAGAUAUUUAAUUGGAUGCUUAAAGCACGUGCCAAUGCUUCUUUUCAUAUUGGCUAUCCAGAUCCAGCUAAUAAUGAUUUGGUCACGUUUAGCUGUUAUCUUGGUAUUGAUUCCAGUUUACCAUUAUACGGAAUGACACAUCAACAUCAACGCCAUCAAGUCGUAUCACAGUUGACAACACACGAAAUUGUGUCAUCUACGCAUUUUACCACAAUUUCGAUAAGAAGAGCUUGUAAGAUUAUAGUAAAAUGUUUAGAACAUGAUAGAGAUUUUGAAGUUUUUAAAUUGGUCAUCAGAAAAUUACCGCAAGUACUACAGAACAAAGCAUUAAUACAGGGAAAUGAUAUAGAAGCAUUGGCAGUGGCAUUAUUUAAAUUAUGCCCAGAGAGCAAUAAAUCUUUACAUUUUUCUUACAAACCAAAUACUGAUGAGUUUCGUUCUUUAAUAUUACCGGCAAUUGCUUCUUUAGUUCUCUAUCAUCAAUUCAUUCAACCUGGGCAUCAAAGUACCAUUAUAUCGGUGUUAAUACAAGGUAUUGUUCCAAGCAUGGCAAGCGUUUCCCUCAAUGCUAUGACCAUAAUGGUUUUGGAAAUGCCUGAGGCUUUAAUGCGUAGAUUACCGGAAAUACUAUUACAGAUGAGUAAAAUGUCAGAUACAAUAUCUGUUGCAAUACCUGUGCUGGAGUUUUUAUCAAUCUUGAGUCGUUUGUCCAAUCAUCUCUUUACGAACUUUACACCAAGACAGUACAUGUACGUUUUUGCUAUAUCCCUACCAUACACUAAGCCCUAUAAGUAUGACCAUUAUGCGGUUUCACUAGCACAUCACGUUAUAGCCGGAUGGUUUGUGAAAUGUAAAUUGGAGUUACGGAAAAAUUUUGUUCACUAUAUUAUUUCGUCUAUACAAAGUAAUGCAAAUAUGUUAUUUGACGAUAUCAAACGAAACGUUCAACGACAAGACUUUAAUACUCUGAACGAAGAUUCAUCAAAUCGAAAGCGCAGUACAAGCUUAACUGAAAGAGGAAGCCGUAUACCUAACAUACGUAACGAUUCUGAUAUGCGCCCCCGAAUGAAUGAUAGCCUAAAGAGUUUCCAUGCCGAAUUGACUGAAACUUGUAUUGAUUUCUUGGCACAGCAUACCUUCUCACCAUGUUCUGCACUACCUAAAAGGUUGCCUGCUAUUGAAUACAUACUUAAAGAUGGACUUUCUCAGACAUGGCUGGUUGGACAUAAUCUUGUCACUAUUACUACUUCUGGCUGUCCCUCGGCUCCUUUACGAAAUGGACUUUGUGAACGUUGCGCACAACUUGGCAAAGUUACAAGCUUACCCGCAAAUGAUAACACAAUAACUAGCGAUCAAUAUGCGCUUGACCGCCGUUACACCAAAGUAAGCUUACAACAUAGCAGUGGUAAUGAAUCAGCUGGAAGUACAGAUUUAACAUCAUCUUCAUCUUCAACAUCUGCCGCAACAAAUACUGCCACAACACAACGUCAAACUUCAAAUAGUUCAAGUGCCUCUCUAGAAGCAUUAUCACGUCGUGGCUCAAAUCCAGAAACAACUGAUAUAGGUGUAGGUGGUAGUAGUACCUCAUUGUUAGGUAAUUCUUUUUCAACUACAAGUGUUAGUGCAUCACCCACGCAAAUGCCAUCAGUACAACAACAAGUUUGUAUACGUUCGUGCACAGGCUGGGCCGAAAUUUUGGUACGUCGUCCCACUGGUAAUAUAUCUUGGAUUACCAGAAUACAAAAUCCAAUAGCGAACGACUGUUUCGGACAAGAUAUACCAUUAAAUAAUAUGAUAUCGCUCUUUUUACCAGUUAUACAAGGUGGUGUAUUUGGCCCAGAUGUACGAGUACCACAUAAUUCACUUUUAGAUGAAGAAACCACACAACCAGAACCAGUAGUACAAAUUCCAACAGCAAGUACUGCAAGCAUAUCGAGAGAAUCGCUAACAACAAAAACUUCAAUCGAAGAUCAACGACCGUUUAAUAAAGCUCGUGCGCUUCAACGACAAGAAGAAAUAUCAUCAUCGACUACAGUGGGCACUGCUGCCAUAGAUAUACCAAAACCUACUGGGAAGCGUGGCAAAGAUGCACUAUCGGGUAGUGUUAGCGAUGGUGAAGCUGAAGACGACAGUACUGCAUUUGAAGAUGCAACUAGUCGUGCAAGAAAUCCUGUACGACGUGUUAAUUCUAGUCCUGAAAUGAGUUCAAGUUGGCGACAAACUUUUCUAGCAUCUAAACCUACUCCGCUCUCUCAGCAGAUUUUAGAUGCAGAUAUAAUACGUGCUGACUUGAGUUCCAACGAACUGCAGCAACAAAAGAAAAAGAGCGUACAGUAUACCAAAGAUAUGCGUGUUAGCUGUGAAGCUAUACCAGAAGAAAUUGCUGGUUCUACACCGCCACAAACUGCACAGACAGCAGAUUCUAAAAAAGAAACUGAAACUAGUACAAAAAUGCUGGAGACAACGAAUUCACUACCACCUAAACAACAUUCAGCGGAUGAUGUUAGUAGCGCUAAUGCGCAAGCAGUACAGCAAUCCGCUUCUGCAUCUUCACUUAGAUCUCAUGCCGUAGAAAUGGUCACUUCUAAGCCUCCAGUCUCACCAGCACCACCAUUAUCCCCCCGAUUAGAUAAGCAUGGUGCUCAAAAAACUGCUUCGUUCACAUCACAUCAAGGUUUGGCCAAAUCAAGUAGUAGCGGAGGUGGCCCAAUAGGUGGUGGAGUUAGCGGUACACCAGUAAAUAGUUCAGAUUAUGGCGGUGAUAUGAUGCGUGGACGUUCUAAAACUAUAUCAGUCGUACGCGAAGUCAACGGCAAAACUCGACCGGCAACUAGUUUCCGUAGUUUAGGUGGGCCUAAACAGCCACCCAAUACGAAAUUAUGCAUGAGUCCAAGUUUCAUUUUUAUGCAAUUAUUUCACACUGGUCAAAUGGACACAACUGAUAUGCCAUUGAAAGUUACACCCGAACAUAUGAGUAAGUUAACGGUAUUGGAUUUACUACCACCAUUCGAGAGGCAUAAAAUUGGUGUUCUAUAUGUGGGUCAGGGACAGUGUAAUAAUGUUGUAGAAAUAUUACGAAAUUCUUAUGGCAGUACAAGAUAUGUGGAAUUUCUACGUGGCAUUGGAACUUUGGUUAGCUUAAAAGAAGCGGAACAAAAUAAUUUAUUUAUUGGUUUAGAUACUGGAGGAGCUGAUGGAAAAUUUACAUAUGUUUGGAAAGAUGAUAUUGUGCAAGUUACUUUUCACGUUGCGACACUAAUGCCUACAAAUUUGAAAAAAGAUCCUAAUUGCAAUGAGAAAAAGAAACAUAUCGGUAACGAUUUUGUGCAUAUAAUCUACAAUGAAAGUGGAAAAGAAUACAAAUUAAACACUAUAUCAGGGCAAUUUAGCUACGCCUGCGUUAUAGUUGAACCUUUAGAGUUAAACACGAAUAGAAUUUAUGUGAAGGCUCGAGAAGAAAUAUGUAAACUUGUGUGUCAUCCUGAACCAAAAAUUGUGUCUGAUCGAAGUGCACCAUUAUUAGCACGGCAAAUGGCUUUGCAUGCAAAUUUGGCAUCGCAUGUCUAUCAGAGUUUAAAAAAGGAAAAACCUUAUGCCUCAAAUUGGUUGGAACGGUUACGUUGCAUUAAGAGAUUGCGGGGAUUGCUUAUUGAGAAUCAAAAUAGUUCCCAUCAAAGUGGUCCUUCUGGUGCUGGAAAUGAAGAACAACCUGGUGAUUUUACAAAAUACACUUAAAGUUUCUAUAAAGGGACUAUUUUAUAAAUACUAACAAUUGAAGUGUUAUUUAAUUUUAAUAUGGUUAAACAUUUAGUAGCUUUGAAAUACUUAGAAAUAAUUUUUAUAUAAGAUAUAAUGAGAUAAAAUUCAUUUAACGAAUUAUGCUUUAAUGUUAUAUGCUUUUUUACACAUAUAUAUUUUUUAUUUCAAUAUUAAAAUAUGUAUUGCAAUUUUCGGCAUCCUAUAUUCACAAUAUUACAAAUCGAAACAAUGUUAUUGUAGCACGAUGGACCGAUUUUCUUUAGCAACUAUUUCAUAGCAAAAAAUAAAUUUAUUUAGA